This is a messenger RNA of Astyanax mexicanus (Mexican tetra), 2839 nucleotides long. RefSeq names its product leucine rich repeat containing 41 (gene lrrc41). NCBI's taxonomy places the organism in Eukaryota, Metazoa, Chordata, Actinopteri, Characiformes, Acestrorhamphidae. The transcript has 11 exons. Bases 177 to 2000 code for a protein of 607 amino acids. The record is from RefSeq and is a predicted model, not a curated record.
UGUGGAAUAUUCACAGGCUCAGCUAGUUUAGCUAAGCUAACUAUAGAGAUAUUGGGAGGGAAAUGUGUGGAUAUAUUUCUCCUGUUUGUCUCUGAUGAACAGAUUUUUCUGAGGGUGAAAUUAGUGAAAUUGUGGAAUUUCUGUAGUAACUGUGAGACCCGGGCAGCAGCAGCAGUAUGUUAUCUACCCUGGUGUCCCUGAGUAUCAGAGCAGUAGCUCAGAAUAUGGACCUGCUGGAGCAGAAAAUCCCUGAUUUGCCAGCUUCACUUCUCAAAGAUUUGUUGCCUCACCUGAACAUGUUCUACCUGGACAGAAUUGAAAAAACUGCACAACUUAAACGAAUUUCUACCUCUCUCCAGAUUGUGUGGGCAGAUAAAUGGAGGGAUUUGAAUCAUACAUGGCGUUGCAAGUUAAAGUUCAUGCAGCCUGAAGAGAACUGGAAGCAGAAGUGUCUGGAGAGUUUGUUCCACAUGGUUCUGUUGAGAAAGGCGGAAGUGCAGAACCUCCUUUCAAAUCUGAGUGAACAUGCAGUUCUGUCCAUGUCAGCCAAACACGUGCAGGUGCUGACGCUCACGCUCGCCGUGCGAGGAGGCUGCCGGCUGGCUUCACCGGACCACCGACCCAUUCUGUCCCUUCUGGAGAAGAGCGUGAGGUGUCUCAGGCUGUUUGAUGCAGAGGCUCUUCUCCAACAUGGAAAUGCAGAACUUUUAUUCGUUCUCCAUCGUCUUAUUGACCACGGCUCUGUGACUGAGGUGGUUCUGAAGAAAACUCCUGACUGCUCUCUGUUUAGCUGGAUUACUUUCAGAUGUAGAGGACCUUAUAGGACCAAUUCUCAGUCUUCAGCAACUACAGACUCCAGGGAAACCUCUCAUAAUGCAGAUCACUGGGCAGAGGAGGGACCAUCCGCACCCAAGUGUCCUCGUUUAGAUCUGUAUACUGAUGAGAAGUUAUGCAGCAUCCUUUCUCCGUUAUGUAGCUUUAAUGAGAGAUGGCAUGUGGAUCAGAUUCAUUCACUGGAUCUGGAAGUUCGUUCCUUGGCUACAGUAUCUCGACUGCUGCCGUCAUGGUUAAGCCUUAAGUCCCUUCAUCUUUACGGAACCCAGCCCCUUUGGGAGGAUGAAGUGGCUGGCUUUUUAGCGUCCCUAAGAAAGCUUUGUCUGAACCCGCAUUGUUCGCUGAGGGACCUGAGCAUGGGUAACGUCUCCAGCCAGAACCUCUUAGCUGACCUGCUGACCAUCAACCCGAGCCUGCACAGCCUUUCACUGGACAUCAACCCACCGCGGGACAACACAGUUAAACCAGGCCAGAGUUUACAAUUCAGGCAGGACACAGAACUCUCUCUGGAAAAACUCUCAUUGAAAUCAGCUAUAGUUCAUACAGUCAAGAACUUUCCAGCUGUGCUUCAACACGCACCAAAUCUCAGCAGCCUUUACGUCUCUGGAAUACAUCAUGCCCACCUGUUUCUUCACACUCUGUCAGAAUCAAAUCCUCUCUUAAAGGUACUAAUAUUGGAAGACAUAAGCUUGACGAACUGUCACCAAGAAAUUAUUCAUCUUAUAGAGAACUCCAACCUAGAAGAGUUAUCACUGAAAGACUGCAGACUACUGGAGAGAUGCACAGAGAAGAGGGAUUUUCUGGUGCCAUUUGUGGUGGCAGUCAGAGGGCUGAGUUCACUACACACUCUCUCACUGUCUCAGAAUCGACUGGCAAAAAGUGCCAUAGAGAUAGCAGAUCUGUUCUUAGGAGAAUGUCCCAGCAAAAUAACAAAACUGGACCUCAGUUCAAACUUCAUACUGCCUGCUGAUCUGCUGGAGUUCAGCCAGAGGGUGGAAAUGUAUCGUCCUACUCAGCGACUCACACUGGACCUGCGGUUUAACCCACUCGAUCGUGACCCUAAGGUGAAAAGUGAAGCCCUAAAAAAGCUCCUCCCCUUCUGUAACAUUCUGACUGAUGACUGGGACUCCAGGUCCACCAUGGCUGAUCAUGUCAGCGUGAUGUGAGGAAAGAUGCUCUAUCAUACAUCUUUUUAGGGGUGUGAAUCACAGGGCAUAUCACAAUACAUUAUUGUGAUUCUGUGAUACUCGAUAUAUCACAAGACGAUACUCUACAGUACUUCACAGCAUCUGUGUUUCUAAAGAGAAUUAAAUACUUCUAAAUAAGCAAAUACCAGGAUUUAGGGAUUUAUUGGUUUCAGUUUCACAGAAUUUGAUGUCCAAUAUUCUUAAGGGUUUUAGAUUGCCUACAUUUCAAUAAAAAUAUCCAUAUUUGAUGCCACAUAUUGAUACAAUAUAUUGAAAUAUUGAUAUAUUGUCUUACCCUUAUUCCUUAUGUACUGAGAUAUCCUGAAACUGAUUAUUUUCAUGUUUUCGUUCAUUUAAAAUGGGAUAUUUCAUUACAGAAAACUGAGGUUUUUAAAAACAUUCUUUAAGAUAGGAUAUUUUUUAUUGUUUAGAGUAUAUGGUUGGUCAACAUGGUAAAAUAUAACAACAGUUGAAGACUUUAUUCAUAUCAAAGUAAUAAGCUUUUCUGAACCUGUAUUCACCUAAAAGUACUUCUGUGUAACACUGAACACUCAUUGCUUCAUAUUAUAAAUCAUGAUUUAGUUACACACCUGCUCGUACUGUGGGUGGUUAUUUGACAGCUAGACUCCAUGAGUUAGUUAUGAUGGUCCCAGGUGCUGGGAUUAUUCUAUAACCCAUGCAUUUUAUAUGUUUUUGUAUAAUUGAAAAAAUUAGACUUUAUUAUGUUUGUGCAAUAAAACAUUUCUAAAAUGCUGUUGUACACCCUGUGAGCAAUUCAAUCUCUGUUUAAGUCAUUAAAAAUAUUUAUAAAAAUGAAA